Molecule: messenger RNA, 2280 nt
Organism: Diospyros lotus (date-plum)
Lineage: Eukaryota; Viridiplantae; Streptophyta; Magnoliopsida; Ericales; Ebenaceae
Product: protein SUPPRESSOR OF FRI 4-like
Exons: 6
Coding region: 184-1257 (357 amino acids)
Cellular component (GO): nucleus
Molecular function (GO): DNA binding
Source: RefSeq, a predicted model, not a curated record
UAGCACAACAGUAACGAGAGAGAGAGAGAGAGAUUAGCAAACCCUAACCAGCUGCGUCAAGAGUCCCGAUUGAUACAUCCCGCUGGCGAUUGAUUUGGUGCGCCGAGAAAGAAACGAGACCGAUUGAUCUGCAAAUAACAGCGGCGGGGAGGGGGAGGGAGAGAGAGAGAAAGAGGGCGGGAGAUGGGGAAGAAGAAGAAGAGAGCGACGUCUAAGGUAUGGUGCUAUUAUUGCGACCGAGAGUUCGAGGACGAGAAGAUACUGGUGCAGCACCAGAAAGCGAAGCACUUCAAGUGCCAUGUCUGCCACAAGAAGCUCUCCACCGCCGGCGGCAUGGUAAUUCAUGUCCUUCAGGUUCACAAGGAGACCGUCUCCAAGGUGCCUAAUGCAAAACCUGGUAGAGAAUCUACUGACAUUGAAAUAUAUGGAAUGCAAGGCAUCCCACCGGAUGUCUUGGCUGCUCAUUAUGGGGAGGAAGAAGACGAUGCCCCAUCAAAGAUGGCCAAAGUGGAGAUUCCUUCAUCUGUGAUGCCAGGAUCGUUGGGCGUCCCUUUUCCUCAGUCAACUCUAGGCACAAUGCAGCCAGUUUACAGUCCUGCAUUGGCAGUGCCACCUGGUGGGUGGCCAGCUCCUCCUCGUCCACAACCUUGGUUUCCCCCACAUCCAGCUGUUUCUGUCCCCCCUGCACAUCUAGGAACAUUGCAGCAGCCUCUAUUUCCUGGACAGAAUCUGAGGCCUCCUUUGCCAUCUGCUACAACGCCAUCAGGUCAACCAUCUAUGACCACUGCUCCACCAGGACUGCCCCCAGCUACAUCGAUUCCUUCAUCUCAACCACUUUUUCCUGUUGUUGCCAACAACACCAUACCUACUCAUAGUUUGCCUUUUUCUGCGUCCAUGCUUUCGACGAAUAUUCCAUCGAGCUCUCCCAUAGACCUUAAAAUCUUAACUGAGGCAAGUAAUUCGUCCGUGGCAAGUAACUACCACAUGCCUGGAAGUCAAGGUGGCAUGUCGCUCAAUUCGCACUCUUAUGCUUCUGGUCCAAAUACUGGUGGUCCUGCAAUUGGACCGCCUCCUGUAAUUGCAAACAAAGCUCCUGUUACCCAUCUGGCCUCAAAUGAGGUUUAUUUAGUUUGGGAUGAUGAAGCAAUGUCGAUGGAGGAAAGAAGAAUGUCCUUGCCGAAGUAUCAGGUGCAUGAUGAAACUAGCCAGGUAAGUUAUAAGCACUCCUGUUAUUUUUUUUCUUUCAAGUGGAAAUGAGGUUGCUUUACUCAUCUAACCAGAUGGGUAGAUGUUACAAUCCGGUUUACGCAUUGUUUCAUACUUAUAAAGGUACUUUUGUAUUUAUUUUCUUUCUUUAAUCCAUUCUGAAAACGAAUGAACUGCACUAAAAAUGUUACGAGCCUUCCAGUGAAGUCUCCUACCUUUGGAUUUCAGAUUUGGUUGUUUACGCGUUAUGUCAAUUUAUGGAGGUACUGCUAUAUACUUCAAUUUUUUAUUCAUUUUGAAGAUAGUGUGAACUGCACUAAGAAUGUAUGAGGCUUGCAGUAAAACAUUCUUUUAAUUGUUAUCCCCAUCGAUCAAUGGCUUCUUUUAUUUCUUCUGUUCCUUUUCUGUAUCCACUUUUCCCAUCUGUCAAGCUAUCCUACCAUUUUUUCGGCCAUCAAAGAUUCAACUAGGAAUUACAUUAGUAAAAUUACAAUCUGACAAAGCUUUCUGUGAUCGAUGUGAGGAUGCUCCGAUCUAGCAUUGCACCCCAUUAUGAAGAGUGUAUGUAUUUACUCUUUGGAUUGCUUAUUUCAUUUAUGGUCAUAUAUCCUUGUCAUGCAUCGUUUUGAGGUUUGGGACUUGAAUGGAAUGAGAAUAUACCCAUCAGAAAUUUGCGUGCAAGUGUUGUGAUUUCGAUAUUAUUUUUAUGAUCAAACGGUGAGUGAAUUCAAACUCAGCCAGGUCAGCUUCUUCCGCAAAGUUUUGUAUGGGAGCAAAAGCUGUAGUAAUCCGUUUUACAUAUAUGGUGUUUUGGCAGUCUUUUUGGCUGACAUUUUCUAUUGUGGUUUGUAUGUUCCAGAUGAGCUCAAUCGAUGCAGCCAUAGACAGAAGGAUAUUGGGAAGCAGGCUUGCUCGCCAUAUGGCGUUUUAGUUUUGUUGCCGUUUGUUUUGUUUUUUUUUUUUUUCCUAAUUACCUGUAUUGUAUGGCUUGGAAUAUCUCUGAAUGUGGUGGGAGUCAAAUGUAGUGAGGAAAUUAAUUUACAUAAUUUGGAGAAUUAGUUAUGGUUUUCAUAA